GCAGAAUCAGUGAAUCAAAGAAUGGAAAAGCGAGCAAGAAACACGGCUGGCAGUAAUGGUGAUCCAGAAGCUAGCGCCUAGCUUCUUGCACUCCCGCGGAAGCGAGAGGGAAAGGCUUUCCACGAGAAUAGCUCAACCCUGUCUGCAUGUCUGUCGCGCGCAACAAAUCCGACCCACACGCCACAAAGCUCUCCUCUUUCUCUCUCCCUCCCUCACUCUCUCUGACCCGCUUCUCUGAAGUUUCUUCGGCACAAAGAACGGACUGGAGGAGGGAGUGAUCAGGGGUGAGCAGCUCGUUGCCUCGUUCUUGAGCAAGCUCUCGAUCGGCCAUGGCGCUGCUGUUCCUGCGCCUUGGUGCCUCCAUUGCGCUGCUCCUCGCCCUCUCCGCGCUGGUGCCUUCGUCAGACGCGUAUGAUCCGCUUGAUCCGGGUGGGAACAUUACAAUCAAGUGGGAUGUGAUAGAGUGGAAUCCAGAUGGCUAUACGGCUGUUGUUUCACUAUACAACUACCAGCAGUAUCGUCAUAUUCAACUGCCGGGCUGGAAACUCAGUUGGGUGUGGCAAAAGAAGGAGAUAAUCUGGAAAAUGUUCGGUGGCCAAACCACGGAGCAAGGCGAUUGCUCCAAAUUCAAAGCAGAAAUCCCACAUUGCUGCAAGAGGGACCCGGAGAUUGUGGACCUGCUUCCUGGGGCACCAUAUGGCACCCAGUUUGCAAACUGCUGCAGAGGGGGAGUCCUCAACUCAUGGGCACAGGACUCUGCCAAUGCUGUGGCAUCAUUUAAGGUCGUUGUUGGUCAGGCAGGGACUUCAAACAAGACUGUUAAAGUGCCGAGCAGUUUCACCCUGAGGGCCCCCGGGCCGGGGUAUACUUGCGGACCUGCCAAGGUUGUAAGCCCUACCAAGUUCAUUUCACCGGAUGGGAGAAGGUCAACUCAAGCCCACGCGACAUGGAACGUGACAUGUACCUACUCGCAGUUUGUAGCGCGAAGGUCCCCGACAUGCUGCGUUUCGCUCUCGUCGUUCUAUAACGAUACCAUUGUUAACUGCCCGACAUGCUCAUGCGGCUGCCAAAAUAACAACUCCAAACCAGGAAGCUGCGUUGAAGGCAAUUCACCUUAUCUGGCUUCUGUGGUGAAUGGGCAAAGCGCGAGCAGCUUGGAACCACUAGUGGAAUGCACCUCUCACAUGUGCCCAAUAAGGGUGCAUUGGCACGUCAAGGUGAACUACAAGGACUACUGGAGGGUGAAGAUCACGGUGACAAACUUCAACUACCGGAUGAACUACUCGCAGUGGAACCUCGUCGCGCAACACCCUAAUUUCGACAACCUGACUACGAUCUUCAGCUUCAACUACAAACCUCUGAGCCCAUACGGAACAAUAAAUGACACCGCGAUGCUGUGGGGCAUAAAGUACUACAACGACAUGCUGGUGACCGCUGGGCCUGAUGGGAACGUUCAGUCCGAGCUUCUGUUCCGGAAGGAGCCGGGGGCUUUCACCUUCCAGAAAGGCUGGGCGUUUCCGAGGAGAGUGUACUUCAACGGUGACAAUUGCGUGAUGCCGCCUCCAGAUGCGUACCCGUGGCUGCCGAAUGCUUCACCGCGAUUGCCGGCUUCACUUACCCUUGCACUCAUCACAGUUGGGACAGCAACGGCCUUGUUGCUUGUCCAUGCGUAGUAAUAGGAGGAAUGGAUUAAUUAGUGCAAAAUGCACAGAACUUUUAACGUUUUUAGAAGAGCAGAGACGAUUAAUCCAACCAAGGCAUUCCUAGUUAUUGUAAUUAUAGCUCAGGCAAGACGAAUGCUUAAUCAUUUAGCAACAUUGGCAUGAUUUGCUGCAGCAUUUGUAGCUAUGAACAUGCAUUCAGAUAA
Molecule: messenger RNA, 1867 nt
Organism: Lolium perenne
Lineage: Eukaryota; Viridiplantae; Streptophyta; Magnoliopsida; Poales; Poaceae
Product: COBRA-like protein 1
Biological process (GO): plant-type cell wall cellulose biosynthetic process; cellulose microfibril organization
Cellular component (GO): plasma membrane
Source: RefSeq, a predicted model, not a curated record